UGAACUUUUGAACAACUGAAAAUAUGAAACGGGUUGUCGGAAUAAUGCUGUAUUUGGAGGAAGGUGCAUGUACAACUCGAGGGGAGCAUUUCAAACUACUUGGAUUAUCUUUGUAAACAAUACCAAGUGCUCCGUUUUGGAAUGUGCGCGCAUUUUUGAUAAAAUCAGAAUCGAUGGAAGAAAGUAACCGGGUCCUACAGCGGUUCACCAAGACGGGGGAUACCGACAUCAGAUUUCAUUGAAAGAGUGGCUGGGUGUGCGGGACGUGGCACAGCGACUGGGCGUCCUACAACGGCUAGAGGAGCUUCUGGAGCUGCAGGCCGAAGAGCCUGAUCCCGACGACCCCACCCCCACCUCCACCUCCACCUCCACCUCCGGCGCCAGCGCCAGCGUCAGCGUCAGUGCCAGUGGCAGUGCCAACCCUGGUGCCAGUGUCGGUGGCGCGGUCGAGCAGCGGAGUGAGGAGCGAGCGUCGCACCAUGAGCACGCCACAGCCGUGACCCUCCCAGCCAGCAGCAGCAGCCACAACAGCCACACAGAGGGGGAGGCAGUGGGAGACAGAGAAGAUAUUGGGGAAGAGCAACAGGAAAUAGAGGUUGAAGAAAUACAAAAGCACUGCAGCGUUGACCCGACACCCCUCUUCUCUUUCUUUGUCACUAUUCGUUUGCCACAGAUGUUUCGGAAAAAAGCCUCCUCCUCCUUGAGAAUGGGACGAAUAUCAGAAAGCUCUAGAUGGAGCGCUGACCGAGGCCGCAGUUCCUCCUUCCAUGAGGUGCGGGGUCUACGCGACCACGACAUGAGGCCGACGGCGGACGAGGCGUCUGGCGGGGGAAGCGGCGGCGGAGGCGGCGGCGGCAGCAACACCGUCCUCCAGCGCCUCCUGCAGGAGCAGAUGCGCUACGGCGACAGCCGCAACUACCUGGCUCUGCAGCAGCAACAACAACAACAACAACAACAACAACAACAGCAGCAACACCAACAACACCAACAACACCAACAACAUCAGCAGCAGAUGCAGCAGCAUCACCAACAGCAGCAGAGCCAGCAGGGGUCCAUGGGUGGGUACCCGCAGGGUCCUGGAGGCCCGGUGGACGACCACUCCAUGAUGCCUCACAUCGCCCGGCAGGAGCCGCAGGGACAGGAGCUGCAGGCGGACAGCGGCCUGGAGAAGCAGCUCGGGACGCGGGGAGGCGCAGGGGGAGGCAGCGGAGGAGUCGGCAUGGGAGGAGGCCAGGGGCCCAACCCGGAGGACCUGCCCACCUACGAGGAGGCCAAGGUGCAGUCGCAGUACUUCCGUGGCCACCAGCAGCCACCUCCAUCACAACAGCAGCAACAGCAGCAGCAGCAGCAGCAGCAGCAGCAAUGUGGGCAGCAGCAGCAACAGCCUCAGCCUCAGUCCCAGCUCGGGGCGGCCUUCUACGUGACGGCGGUCGCCGGAUUCGGCGGCGGCAGCGCCAAGGUGCGCACGGAGGGCCGGCCGACGGUGCAGCGGGUGAGCGGCGCGGGCAAGGUGCACCAGGACGACGGGCUGAAGGACCUGAAGCAGGGCCACGUGCGCUCCCUCAGCGAGCGGCUCAUGCAGCUGUCGCUGGCCACCAGCGGCGUCAAGGCGCACGCGCCCGUCACCAGCGCGCCGCUCUCGCCGCAGCUGCCGCCGCCCGGCCCCCCCGGGGACUACUACAAGCCCACCUCGCUGGGCCAGCCGCACCGCGGGCCCCCGCCCGACUACCCCUUCAAGGGCAUGGGCUCUCCGCCCAAGCACCAGCCCCACCAGGGCCAGCCAGGGGGCCAGCAGCAGCAGCAGGGGCACCAGCAUCAGAUGCAGGGGCAGGAGGGGCACUACUACACCGAGCCCCACCGGCAGCCGCCACAGCAGGGACGCCCCCCCCAGGACAUGCCCCACGUCCGGUACCAGCCCCCGCCCGAGUACGGAUCCUUCCGGUCGAGCAAAGAGAGUUCUCAUCACUCUCAGCGGAACCUCCACCACCACAGCCCCACCUCGUCCGUCACGUCCGUGGGCUCGUUGUCCCGCGCACAGUCCUCCACCCUCAGCAGCCUGAUGGCUGCGGCGGCCGCCUCCAGCCACGCCUCCCAACAGCACAUGGCCCACCCGGGCGACCCCUACUCCCUGGGCCCCCGGAGCCCCGGCUCCCACCAGGGAGACCCCUACGGGCCUGGAGGCCCAGCGCACGCACCUCAGCAGCGGGGUCACGGGUUCCCACAGGACCCCUACGGCUCGGCGCCCAGGAGCCAGCACCAACACCAGCACCAGUACCAGCAGCAGCACCAGCAGCAGCAGCAGGGACCAGGGCCUGGACAGGGUCAUGCACACGGACCGGGGUCCAGCUCGGGACAGGGUGGGCAUUACGGGCAUCAUUACUCUAUGCAGAGUGACCCGUACGCCAUGAUGGCGCGGGCACAGCAAAUGGUGGACAUGCUGAACGAGGAGAACCGCAUGCUGAAACAGGAGAUGGAGCUGUGCGCCGAGAAGGUGUCCAAACUGCAGAAGCUGGAAACCGAGAUUCAGCUGGUGUCCGAGGCAUACGAGAACCUGGUCAAGUCGUCGACGAAGCGCGAGGCCCUGGAGAAGACCAUGAGGAACAAGCUGGAGCUGGAGGUGCGGAGGCUGCACGACUUCAACCGUGACCUCAGAGAGCGCAUGGAAACGGCCAACAAGCAGCUGGCAGCAAAAGAGUGUGAAGGUUCCGAAGAGAACCGCAAGACCAUCUCUCAGCUUCUUGCUCAGAACAAGGAGACUCAGCGUGAGAAGGAGAAGCUUGAGAUGGAGCUGAGCGCCCAGCGCUCCACCAACGAGGACCAGCGGCGCCACAUCGAGAUCCGCGACCAGGCCCUCAACAACGCCCAGGCCAAAGUAGUCAAGCUGGAGGAAGAGCUGAAGAAGAAGCAGGUGUAUGUGGAGAAGGUGGAGAGGAUGCAGCAGGCUCUGGCUCAGCUGCAGUCCGCAUGCGAGAAGAGAGAGCAGCUGGAACACCGUCUGCGCACACGCCUGGAGAGAGAGCUGGAGUCGCUGCGUAUGCAACAGAGGCAGGGUAGUUCCCAGAGCACGGCGGCGCCGGAGUACAACGCCACGGCUCUGCUGGAGCACCUGCGGGAGAAGGAGGAGCGCAUCCUGGCCCUGGAGGCCGACAUGACCAAGUGGGAGCAGAAGUACCUGGAGGAGAGCGUCAUGAGGCAGUUCGCCCUCGACGCGGCUGCCUCGGUGGCUACGCAGAGGGAUACGUCGUCCACAGGCAUCAGUCACUCCCCCAGCAGCAGCUAUGACACGUCAGUGGAAGCCCGCAUCCAGAAAGAGGAGGAGGAGAUCCUCAUGGCCAACCGCCGCUGCCUGGACAUGGAGAGCAGGAUAAAGAACCUGCACGCCCAGAUCAUAGAGAAGGACGCCAUGAUCAAGGUGCUGCACCAGCGCUCGCGGAAGGAUCCCGGCGGCAAGGGAGACUCGCCGUCCUCGGCCAUGCGCCCGUCCAAGUCGCUCAUGUCCAUCGCCAACACCGGCAGCAGCGGCGGCGGCGGAGGAGGAGGGGCCAGCAGCUCGAGCCUCCUGUCCCACACCCUGGGCCUCAGCGGCAGCCCCAUCACCGAGGAGCAGCGCAAGGACGACCGCAGCUGGAAAGGCAGCCUGGGAGUGCUGCUGGGACCUGAGUUCCGCAUGGACUCCCUGAGGACGGAGUCCAUCUCGUCGUCCCCGUCCCCCGUGCUCUACUCCAGCCAUUCCAAGACGGGCAGCAGGGACAGCUGCACUCAGACGGACAAGAGCCAGGAGGCCAGCAAGCCCAGCACCCCGGCCCUGCCCUCCCUGCCCCAGCAGUCCCGCAUCACCAGCCCCAGCCCCGUCUACAUCCCAGACCGCAUUGCAGAUCUCCCUGCGUAUCACAGCAGCACGCUAGAGAGGAGAGCCCCAGUGCAGUCACUUCCUCAACCUCUCAGCCAAUCCGAUGUGGACAAUGACAUGGUGGAGAUUCUAAUCUAAACCACAGUGCUUUUACACACUUACACUUACAAACACACACACACACACACACACACACACACACACACACACACACACACACACCUACAUAUAUUUCUCUGCCAUGCUUGAUACAUACUUUUCAAUGUAUGUGAAGGAUUCCUCUUUUCCCUCUCUUUUCCUCGGACUGCUUUGGUUCUCUGUGAGGGUGUGUGUAAAUGCACUAUUUGUCAUGUGUUUUUUAAAAAAGGUGUUUUUCAGUGAAAAAUACCUCAUGGAGUUGGGAAGGAACCUGCCGUGCUUGGUGUUAAAAGAACAAUCAGUCCUCUUUUUAUUGGAAGAGUUUUUGUCUUCCUUCAAUCCCAAACCCUUGGACCAAAUGUCUUUAGUUAUCAUUCAUUUCAUUUUUUUUCUCUCCAAUUUGCUUCUCUGCCAUUUGCAUGUAUUGCACUAUCUACCCUGUACACAUUCUGUUUUUUUCUGUACUACUCAGUAUAUUUAUGUUUAGAAUGAUAUUUAGUGAUGUUACAUAUGGCACUUGGGGUAGCAGACCCAAAUAUUGUAGUAGUAGAUCAUUUGCUUUUUUAUUAUUUCUUUGUGUCUACGUUAAUGAGCUGCCCAUAACAAGGAAAUAUGCACAAGUGAAACAAGCAGAUCCCUAAAGUUAAAUGAGUUUUCACGAAACGCAGCUGUGUUCUGGCAGUGCAAGUCCCUUCUCUAGUUACGCCAUUGGGACUCGUUACAAUCAAGGUCACAAGUUCAGUUUGAACAGAACUAUAAUAAUCCAACCCUUUUUAUUUGGACACUUUCCUUCCAAAAUGACAUGAAAGAGAGUGUAACUAUGUACAUAGUUGUCCAUAGAUGUGGCGGUAGUGUGAUGGUUGAACUGAAUGUUUGUUGUAGCUGGUAGAAAAAAAAACACAAUGCCCCAUAAGGCGUUGUCAGUAAAGGACCACAGUAUACUGGGAGAGAGUUUCUGUGGGGAAGGUUGUUGGCCGAUGCGAGUGGUGUGAUAGUGCCUUGUAAAAAAAAAAAGCCCACUGGUUUGGGGUCGCUGAAUCCUGUUGUGUUUGCCCUGUGUGUGUGUGUGUGUGUGUGUGUGUGUGUGCGCGCUGUGAUGAAAGCGUGGGGAGGUAAGAUGCACUGCAUUCUACUCAUUCAGAAUUAUCAAAGGAUUUCAUUUCAGAGUGGUGUGUGUGUGUGCGUGUGUGUGAGAGUGUGAGUGAAAGCGAGAGAAUAUGUACAUAUGUGUAUACUGUUUGGGUUGUUUGUGUGUGUGUGUGACAGUGUGCGCUGUGCAUUUUCAUUGAAUGGACCUAGUCUGAGAAUGCUUUCAGUGUACAACCAGACGUGGCUAAAUUGCAAGGGAUUAGUCAUCAUUAUUAUAAUAUUCCAGCAGUCAUCAGACAGCAGGCUGAUAGCCCAGGAACAUUGAGAGGCAGUAAAUCAGAUGAUUUCCCAAUAGGACAAAAAGUAUCUUAAGGAAAUUCCACUCAGACCGUUAUCAGAUCUAUUUCAGCUCAUUUAGUGAAAUGUAUUUCAAGAGUGUCAUGUAUAAACAACAACAAAAAAAAACUAUUAUGAGUAUUAAAUCAUUAAAGAUCAAUAGUAGAUGGCUGGGAUGAAUGCUGUAGAUUUUUGUCUUCUUAAAAACAAAAAGAAAUGAAUGACCAAAGAGGCGAGUGUAGAGUUGUUGGAGUCAACAUAGAACAGCCGGAGUUUAGGGACCACAGAGGUCCAUGACAGUAUUCAUGUAGUUUCUGAGACUACAACAGGCAGCGUUACAAACAUUUGGAGAAACCAGGGGUUACACUUUGUCCUGAAUGACUUAUCUGGAAGUCUGGAAUUGUUUUCUGACCAACUGUUCUAAUCACAAAAGAUCAAAUCAUUAGCGGAAACACUGGCAGAUAUGCCGUGUCUGUGGCAUAUGCCAUAUUCUCAGUGUCUAAAAGACGACUGCUUCUGGCCUUUCUAUUGGUGCUACUUGAAUGGUUGUUAUUUUCAGCACAGCCUCUUUUACUCACUCUAGACAACAGACCAGGCAAGAGGGCUCUAAAUUCACACGUUUAAGUGCAAGUUAAACAUGAAUGGGCAGACAGCAAUCAUAUACUGUAUAUCAGUACCUUAAGAGGACUGCAGUUAAGGGUAGUUUACGGUUGUCUAUGUACUGGAGAAACAUUUCAAGGAAGAGAUCAAGCAAUACAGACAUUUCAGUUAUCCACGUUAAUCACAGAUGCUGGUGUUUUUCCUUUGGAUCCAACAUCACAUAUCUGAUGACGAGCUGUAUUUCUAGACCAGUGAAGCUGUGGCUCAAAUAUUUAUCCAAUUAUUUCAUUCAAUGCCAGGAAGUGUUUUGCCCAUCUUGAUGGUCUGGCUUGCCUGUCUCGGCGGUUUGCUUUAUUUUUAUGUAAAAAAAAAGAAACUGCUAUUUUUCUCUUAAUUUGUGAGUUUCAGAGAAGACUUCAGUUUCAUCUUGUCCAUCUGUAAGAUGAAAUGUCUUCUGGCUGGAAGCAAUAUAGACACAGCUAUCGGUUUAAUAUUGUCAUCUAUGGCAGUCCUCAGUCAGUACACAAACAUAUUGUACUAGGUGCCUUUCAAUAGUUAUUAUGAACUGUGUUAGUUUAAAUCCGGUUGAGUGUGCUGGUCUAUAGUUGCUGAAAUCAAACAAUUGGCUACAAUGUGGAACAUAGAGAGUGGAGGCAGUCAUAGUCAGGUUGAACACAUUCACUAGCCAUGCCUGUGUGGACAGUAGAUAGAGGACAUUAUCUAAAGGUUUGUGUUUCUGGCAACUGAUUGAUUAAUUGUUUGAUUGUUUGAUUGAUUGAUUGAUUGAUUGAUUGGGCAGCUGACUCAUGUUUACUCUGGUACCUAAAAAACAAAUGGGCCGAAAAUUAGGUGAGGCUGGAGCCUAGUUAUCACUCCCAUGUUCCCUUCCAUUGUUACUGUCCUUCUUGCUCCCUCUUCUGGCGAAUGGGAGCGCAACAAGUGGUCCGCCUAAAAAUACUUGGUAACCGCUAUAAAACUGACCUGAAAGUGUCAUUAGCAGACCUACCAUAUGCUGUCGUUGUUUCCAAUUACAUGCCAUUGUUAAUUAUUACUAUUAUUGGGCACGCGUCAUGUUUCCAUAGCUCCUGUGCUGUAUUAAACAUAGCUGCCAUUGCAAUCUCUGACAAUUGUAAGACGACCAUUUUGCAUCACUGGCCACUAAUCAUUGUCAUUCUUUGACAAAAUAUCACGUCUACAAUGACAUUUUUUUUGUCUGUCUCAUGACCGAUGGUUUUAGGAAAUUGUCACCAGAUUAAUCUGGGCCUCAAUGGACAGUGUCUGCUGUAUGUGGUUAAGAACGCUGCGUGUGUCGUUGAAUUUCAAGUUCAUUCUGUGCCAACAUCCCCCAUCAUAGUGUUUCUGGUUUGUUUUGUCUCAAAAGGUAUGAUUUAGAGAAGCUGCUUGAGAACGUUUUUACUGUACAAUCAUUAUUUUUUUUUAAUUAACUUGUAUUCUCCUUUAAUCAGAAUUCAAUUGACACAAAUCAUCUCAUGCCGGUUUCAUUUUGUGGUUUUGACUUUUACUGUUAUUUUGUUGUUACUUCUGCAAUGUUCCAAAAAAUAAUGAGUUAACUCUUAAUUUAAAUUUUUAUGGAGUAAAAUCUACAACAAGAAUUCCUUUUUGUUAUAAUUUCUAUUGUUAUUCACAUAUUUUUGUUAAAACCACUUGAUAUUAAAAAGAAAAUGCCUUUCCUAACCUUUUGUUUUGUUUGUGUUGAAUGA
Molecule: messenger RNA, 7734 nt
Organism: Sardina pilchardus (European sardine)
Lineage: Eukaryota; Metazoa; Chordata; Actinopteri; Clupeiformes; Clupeidae
Gene: amot
Product: angiomotin
Exons: 15
Coding region: 674-3988 (1104 amino acids)
Biological process (GO): regulation of cell migration; actin cytoskeleton organization; angiogenesis
Cellular component (GO): plasma membrane; cytoplasmic vesicle; bicellular tight junction
Molecular function (GO): signaling receptor activity
Source: RefSeq, a predicted model, not a curated record